AUGGCGAGGCGCCCUCCGCUCAGGGCUACCGUGGCGUUGCCGAUCCAAAGUGCCCCCGAGGAGCACAUUCGCCUCUGCCUGGACGCACGCCCACCCUCCUCUGCGGGAGUUACUCAGUCGUUACUCAUUGUGCCGCUCAAGCAGACACACGCGUGGAGCGAGGCGGAGGGCCAUCGCCACGUUUAUGCGUUCCGGCUUGUCGCCGGGUCUUCCCCCAACGCUACGGAGCCGGAGCGGCGCGGGGACCCCGGCCAGCGGGAGCCCGAGGCCCGCGAGGGUGAGGCCGUGUCGGGUCCCGAUUACGAGGAGGAUGAGGAGUAUGAGGAGACGCUGCCCGUCCACCAGUACAUCGUGGACGACUUGAUCCGAGUUGAACCUGUGGUUAAACCCAAGCCAACAAAGAGGGGGGGUGAGAAGAAUGCUGGCAAAUCAAGAAGGAAGAAAAACAAAGGGAAAAACAAAAAGAAAGGGACUCCUUGUGAAUUGGAAUACAAAAACUUUUGCAUCCAUGGUGAAUGCAUAUACCUAGAACAUCUCCAGAUGGUGACCUGCAAGUGUCAUCAGGAUUUUUUUGGUGAGCGCUGUGGUGAACAGUUCAUGAAGACUCAAAGGAAGAAUGAUGUGGCAGACUACUCGAAGACUGUGUUGGUAGUGGUCGCUGUCCUGCUCUCAAGCAUCAGCUUCAUUACUGUACUUAUCAUUGUGAUAGUGCAGGUCAGGAAAAAGUGUCCUCAGUAUGAAGAGAAAGAAGAAAGGAAAAAACUUCGACAAGAAAACAGAAAUGGCCAUGUUGGUGUGUAA
Messenger RNA from Haliaeetus leucocephalus (bald eagle), 801 nucleotides. It is a transcript of the gene AREG, whose product is annotated as amphiregulin. The record is from RefSeq and is a predicted model, not a curated record. Lineage: Eukaryota; Metazoa; Chordata; Aves; Accipitriformes; Accipitridae. Gene Ontology annotation, biological process: epidermal growth factor receptor signaling pathway; positive regulation of mitotic nuclear division; positive regulation of cell population proliferation. The transcript is spliced from 5 exons. Bases 1 to 801 code for a protein of 266 amino acids.